Messenger RNA from Hippocampus zosterae (dwarf seahorse), 1319 nucleotides. RefSeq names its product coiled-coil domain containing 113 (gene cfap263). The transcript has 7 exons. The coding region runs from base 72 to 1229 and encodes 385 amino acids. Gene Ontology annotation, cellular component: ciliary basal body; axoneme. The record is from RefSeq and is a predicted model, not a curated record. Lineage: Eukaryota; Metazoa; Chordata; Actinopteri; Syngnathiformes; Syngnathidae. Gene Ontology annotation, biological process: cilium assembly.
UGACUGAAAUGGAAGGAAAGCUUGGCAAGAUUACACAUACAACUCAUCACAAACACUGAACAAAAGAAAAGAUGCAGACUAAUUGUGAGGCAUUGGACAACCAGAGGGUGCCAGUGGCUGAUAUUGGCGACUCGUAUCAGCCCUUGCAAUUCCUCAACACCUUUAAUUCAAGCCUUUAUUGGCCCGGUACUGUAACUUGUAUUGGCACUCGGCCAUCCGUAAUUGUUGUCAUCGUAAAUACUAAAGUUUGUGCUACAGCUCUUGUUUUAGUUCUCAUUACAUUUCCUCAUGAUGCCACUACAUCACAUUUAUAUUCAUGUGUGUAUGUGCUGUCUUGUCAGGGUCAAUGUCGGAGGCAGACAUCUGAGGCCAACUUGCACGAUGGUCUUUGGCAGCUGACCUUGAUACAAAAAAUGUAUGUUGCACAAAGGGAAGUAGCAGAGAUGAUAAGAAACCAGCAGAAAGACAAGCAGCGGUCUGAAAGAAUUCUGGCCACCUAUAAAGCCUCCUUCAAAGAAAUUGAGCUACAGCGAGCAGACAUUAGCAAAGACAAGAACGAUUUUGAACACAGAUUCCUCAAACCAAUGAAGAUGUCAGAAAUUAAUGAGCCAGAGAAGGUACUCUACUACAUCAGGAGUAAGCAGAGCACUCAGUGUGACAAGUUGAAACUGAAGAUUCAAGGCCUGAAGGCACGGGAGAAGAGGCUCCAUCUGCAGCUGCAGGAGAAAAGAGAGCUGAGAAAAGCAGGACUCGAGGACAUUUUCUUGGAAGACAGUGAGCCAACCAUCGACCUCGAAGAACUCCAAGUCAAACGUUUACAAGCACAGCGCUCCCUGAACUCCCACAAGGAGAAGCUUCAGCAUGUGACGCAAGAGUGUGCACAGCUGAGCAGCGAUAUCAUGAGGAUGAAGGAGAAGUUGGAGAAAAUAGAGGAAGACAUAUUCCACGCUGAAGAGGAGCGUUCGAAGGCUGAGGCCCAGAAUAAGCAGCUGCGCCGCCAGAUGUCCACUUACCAGGCACCUGACGUCGCUCAGUAUCUGCAAGUCAAGGACAAGCACAAGAUGCUGCAGCAGAGUGUCCACACUUGGCAGAGGAAGAUGACCUCCAAAUCUAAAUUCUGGAGCCAAAACAGAGACUCUUCUGUCAACAGUGCAGAUGCUGGAGCUGCUAACGGGGAAUGUCCAAAUCCAGUGACGCUGCCAUACAUAAAACAACAUGGCAAAGCUUAGAUUUACAUAAGAAGCUCCCGCAUUCAUCAACUUCAACUACAGUUUAGUUGAGCAUUUACUGAGUUGAAAUAAAUUCAUUUAAACAAUUCA